Molecule: messenger RNA, 742 nt
Organism: Hibiscus syriacus
Lineage: Eukaryota; Viridiplantae; Streptophyta; Magnoliopsida; Malvales; Malvaceae
Exons: 5
Coding region: 65-481 (138 amino acids)
Source: RefSeq, a predicted model, not a curated record
GGAUUUCGUCCGUUGAGUAUACGCCGAGGAGUUUUAGCACUCUCCAAACACAUCUCCGACACACAUGGAUCAAAGCGCUACCGGCGUAGAGUCCAGGAAUUCAGGAAACAGCCUCGAGGUUUCAAGAUCACUCUCCGAUAAACAUCUUGAUCUUUUGAGGCCAUCUGCUCGAUACUAUUCACCAUUUAAGGGGCAAGCGCUGGAUGCAGCGGGUAAAGGAAAGUAUACGCUUAUCAAAGACGAGGACUUCCAAACUGGGAUUUUCGACAAGCCUCUCCCUUGCUUUGGCUGCGGGAUCGGAUGGUUCUCCUUCCUGGUAGGAUUUCUAUGUCCGUUGAUGUGGUACUAUGCUACAUUUCUCUAUUUCGGGAAUCACUACCGUAAAGAUCCGAGAGAGAGAGCUGGCCUUGCUGCCUCUGCAAUCGCUGCAAUGGCAUGCUCUGUUGUACUGCUGAUCAUAAUAGUUUUUCUUCUGUUUUAACCCUAAAUACCGAGUCAAUGUGUUCUUCGUAACAAGCACAUACAUGUUUGAGUUAAAAGGAAUCGAAUGCUUUGGCUAAAAUGGAGAAACAAGAGUCAGCUGUGUCUCCCAUCAGCCGAGCAUCGUUCUAAAGACGACAGAUUUGAGAAAUGUUCCGUUCAUAGAAACUAUACUUCUGCAAUUGGUAAAUUCGAGGCUAUGUUUGUUUGUAAGUAAUUUGAUGAGUUUCAUUAAUAAAAUAAAGCUUGUUUCAUUAUUCAA